Molecule: messenger RNA, 1002 nt
Organism: Lindgomyces ingoldianus
Lineage: Eukaryota; Fungi; Ascomycota; Dothideomycetes; Pleosporales; Lindgomycetaceae
Exons: 3
Coding region: 59-802 (247 amino acids)
Biological process (GO): mycotoxin biosynthetic process
Source: RefSeq, a predicted model, not a curated record
UGAAAUACUUAUAUACUCUCUUUGGUGUUGGGUUGGAGUUUGGAGGCGUUCUCGCAUCAUGAAUCCAAGGAAACAGGAAUUCGAAGAAGAAAGCCAGGCUUUUCUCUCCCAGUCUCGAGUUAACGAACAUGCCGCAACGUCUCGCCGUGAGAAUCGCAAUCCCCGGAGACGAGUGACGUGGUGUCUGUGGUUGCUUCUUGAUCUUACGAUGGCCUCAGCAAUCGUAUUCCUCUUGUUCUUCCGACCCCUUCCAGCGAGAGAUAAUCUUAGGAAAUCGCCAGUACCUCGACUCCCGCGAAAGAUAUACACAUUCCGCAAUGAUCCGAGAUAUGCACGCGAGGACAUGUUCUUCAACGAGUCUGUCACUCUCCGUACACUCCAUAAUUGGAUCGAGCUGAGCUCGGAUAGCCGAGGAUUUAUCGUGAUAGGCGAUGCUAGUCCCUACGAUCUGCCAGAACCUUAUGAGGUGGCACUGGAUCGGCAACACAAUGGGCCAGGAUACAUGAUGUCCGCUUUUCACCAACUGCAUUGCCUAUCGUACCUUGCAGAGCACUUCCAACAAGGUUACGGAGGGGUCAAAUUAAUCGACCAAGUGGCCCACCACUCAGCUCAUUGCUUCAACUAUCUCCGCCAAGGAAUAAUGUGCUCGGCCGACACGACGCUGGAGGGUAAGACAGAAGCUGGUCCUGGCGAAGGCUCGGAACACGAAUGUACGGAUUACGAUGCACUGCUUGAGUGGGCAAAUGCGCAUUCAGCGUAUAGGUGGCGAGAAGGUCUUCUUCCAGAGGAUUCGAUACUGUGAACUUAGACCGGAAUACCAAUCUCUGAUGCGCAAAACUAGGCAAAGACUGAGCAAGCGGGUGAGCAUCUGUGAGAGGGUGAAAGAGACGCCGCACUUGCAAGCAACUGCGAGAUGGUAACCCCCAUCCAUAUGUUCUGUGGUGCUGAACAUCACCAGAAGAGUUUGCGGAUUCUGUUGUAACAAUGUGCACGACCCUCGUC